This is a messenger RNA of Abrus precatorius (Indian licorice), 1251 nucleotides long. Its product is annotated as seipin-1. Gene Ontology annotation, biological process: lipid storage; lipid droplet organization. The record is from RefSeq and is a predicted model, not a curated record. The coding region runs from base 10 to 1251 and encodes 413 amino acids. Gene Ontology annotation, cellular component: endoplasmic reticulum membrane. The transcript is spliced from 2 exons. NCBI's taxonomy places the organism in Eukaryota, Viridiplantae, Streptophyta, Magnoliopsida, Fabales, Fabaceae.
UCCAUCUCCAUGGAUGAAGACCAAAAAGAUUGCUUUGUUUUGCCCACAUCAUCCCAUUGGGUCACUAAAUUACUAAUCUUUCAAACUGAUUUGAUCUACAAUAGCUUUGUUUCUGUCUUUUCCCCUAUCUACUCUCUUUUCUCCGUGGCUUCAGAGUCUUACCACAGUGCUGAGGAGAGCAAAGACAAUGUUGAAUCAGCACACAGUGUUCCUUCUCAAAUCACUCAGGUUAGCACACUCUUGUUGAAGAAACUGGGACUUUGCUUCCUAAGUGCGGCAUAUGUGUGCAUGGUUCUGAUUUUGGUUCUUAUUCUGGCUACUGUGGUGGGUGUUGGUUUGGUUCGGUUGUGGGUGGAGGAACCUGUGUUUGUUAAGGAAAGUUUGCAUUUUGAUUACACUGAAGCUCACCCCACAGCUAUGUUUCUGUUUGGUGGAGUUAGUACUGUUAAGGGUCACAUCAAGAAAAAACAUAUAAGCGUUCCAGUUGGCCGCACAUUUUGUGCUACUUUGGUCCUAGUGAUGCCUGAAUCUGACUUCAAUAGGGACCUUGGUGUGUUUCAGUUGACUGCAGAACUCUUAUCAGUAAAUGGAAAUGUGAUAGCAAAAUCUAGCCAACCAUGCAUGUUGCGGUUUAGAAGCUCUCCAAUUCGACUAGCCCGAACGGUUAUGAUGGGUGUGCCUCUAGUACUUGGAAUCUCAGGUGAAACUCAGAACCUUAAUGUAGAAAUAUUGAGGCACAAAGAAGACAGUAGAAGAAGCAAUGCUAUAAGAGUAACAUUGCAUUCAAGAUCAGGAACUUCAUCUCUUCCACAACUAUAUAAAGCUGAUAUUGUGUUAAACUCCUAUUUACCUUGGACUAAAGAGUUAGUUAGAAAUUGGAAGUGGACAUUUUAUGUUUGGGUAUCCUUGUAUGUGUACAUUGUGCUACUUAUGUUUCUCCUAUGUUGUUAUAGGCCACUCAUAUUUCUUUUGACACCAAAGCCUUUCAGCGAUCAAAGGGUGAGUAGUGAACGUGCAAGCGAAGAAUUACAACAAGUGAGGGAAUUAGAAGAUGAAAGUGAGGUUUCUGAGUUGUUGAGGAAAUGGAGAAGGAGCAGAAUCAAGAGAAAAAGUAUUUUGGCACAUGGUGGUGUGCAAGAAACUAUUGUUGGUUCAUCGGCAUCCAGCAUUAGCAUGACUACUAGAGAAGAUGUAACUAGUGUGGCAUUGGAAGAUGAUGUUGAGGAUUCUGAAUCAGUGUGCAUAGGUUAG